ACGGUCGAACGUGUAUAUUGUGUAUAACGGUAAUGCGCUUAAGUGUUUAUCUUUUUGUUUUUGCUGUUGGGUAGAGUGUUGACGUUUCUUGCUCUUCUUGCCACCACGUUGUGGGCACAAUAAUAAUUAUGUGUGCGAGUGUACGUCCAUCCACCAGGCCAGCGUUAUAAUAUUUUUUUUUGGCGUGAUCAUUUGGUGUGCCCUAAAAUUGUGCCUCGGCCAUAAAUAAAACCUUUUAGAAUCAUCGUGCGUGAGAAAAUUAAAAGAAAAAUCUUUAACGGUUUUAAGUGGAGAGUUUUAAUGAAAGUUCUGGGCAAUUUGAAAAAAAUAUGUUGUGUGUUGUGUUAAUGAAUUUUACAUUUACUUACAAAUGAAUAUGAAAAUAAAAAUUUAAAAAAAAACACAAUAAAAAUAUAAAAUACAAAAUAUAAAAACCAAAAAAAAACAAAAAAUUAGUGGCGAAAAAGUUUCAUCAGUGAAUUAAAUACAUAUUAUACCCAAUACAAAAAGUGUCUAAACAAAGUGUAAACCAAAAUAAUUAACAACAGCAACUAAACGAAAUAUAUUCAAUAAUUUAAAAUAGUCAACAAUUUAUGUUUGAUUAAACAAAGCCAAGAAGCAAGCAACAGUUGGCCAAGAAACCUCCCCAGAAAACCCACAAAAGGAAAACCUACAACAUCGUCGUCGUCGUCAUCAUCAUCAUCAUCGACACAAACGGCUGGGAACCAAUCAUCCAAGCAAAGUUUUGUGGCUGGCUGCAAUGAAAAAGGGUCACAUCUUCUGGCUCUCUUCUCAGACAUCAUAGACAAUCGACACAUUGUGCUGCAAGUUUUUUUUUUGUUUUUAUUUCUAUUUUUGUGUAAGCCACAAACUUGCCGCAAAUCACGUUUCGUGGGAACAAAAUAAAACCCAACAACAACAACACCGGCAGCAGAAGCAGAAGUGGAGAUCAGCGUUAUACAUUUGAGAACUUUGGCAAAAAUAAAUUGGCAUUUGGAAGGGGCUAGCACGAAUUGCAUCCUUAAGAAAAACACAGAGAGUAAAACAGCCAAAACAGAAAGAGUUUGUUGUUAAGCUAAAGCCAUUUACAUUUGAAGCUAUAUUCCGCUCUCUCUCUCCCUCCCUCCCUGCCUGCCCAACCUUUUUCUGGUUUUAUUUGGAUAUUCAACGGUUAUUUCAUUUUGGUUUUGCUGCCACAGCUCUUCUAAUCCUCCCUCUUUGGACCAAGCAAUGCUCUGCAGUUUCUGUGAACUCGUGCCCAAGACAAAAUAACUUUCAUCGAUAACCAAAGAAAUCUAUUUUAGGCCAUUAUCCACGCCACCAGACAUUUGACAGUCGACAAGAGGAGACGACAACAACAAACGACAAAAAUAACAAAAAAACGAAAUAAGCUUUUAGCGACAUCAUCCUCAAUGCCUUCGUUUUGCUUCCAUGAACCACAAAAUCCAACCUUGAAAUCUCAAUAGGGGAUUAUGUAUGCACAAAUACAAAUAAGUGUAUUCCCAUGUAUGACAAAUCAAAGAAGACCUGGAGUCAAAGGCUCAAAAUCCAUAAAAACGAAAAAUCACAAAUCUCAGCAAACAACACCGGCACCGCCGCAUCGGUAACAGCAUCGGUUGCAGCAUCCUCCGCUUCACCAACAACGCCCAACUUGCCAACAUCUAUUACGUUUCAGCAGCAACAACAACACCUACAGCACCAACAAUCGAUUGAGGCAACUCACGUUGCACAUAAUGCAAACAUACGUUCUGCCCUGCCAUUUGCCCAGCAAUAUCAAAUAACACCAGCCACCAUUAUGCAUUUACCUUUGAGCGAAUACCAUGGCAGUGGGGUUGGAGGAGCAGCAGGUCCCGUGUACGACUACAUGACGGGACGUUCCAUGAAAUAUGCAGCUGAGCCAUGGAUUUAUGGCACUGUGCGCGGGGUACCCGUUAGACCGGCGGGAAUUUACCAUCCAGCCUAUGGCCAUUUUGCAGCUGGCCAUCCACAUGCUGCUGCCAUAUUUGCCCCCACCGAACGACCACCACCAGCUGCCACUGCCACGCCGGCUGUGGCGGUGGUCCUCUGCUCAUGUCCCGAGUACCUGAGCGGCACCAAGGGCCGCACACUCAAGAAGGCAAGUAUCUGCAAGAAAUGUAAGGGUACUCGUCUGCCAUUGGCCAAUUUGGGUGGUACCGUCCGGCUUCAGGGUAGUAUGCCAAUGAUGCCGAAACUAAGGCCCGUUGGUCCUUCGGCCACUGUGCGCGUGGUGAGCAGCAGUAAGAAGCAAAGACCCACAAUUUUGGAUCCCCAAAAGGACCCAUAUGAUUUAAUGCGCCGCACCAGACUGUUGUCACCGGAACCAGGGGCUGCCUCGAAGGCCUCUGUGGCUAGCAGCAGUAGUGGCGCCAAAGAUAAGUCCCGCAACCGUGGCAAAAGCGCCAGCCCUGUAAGGGGUAGAUCUCGUACCAGAAAUCAACAGAAAGCUUUAGUAAACACCAGCCAGGAGAGCUCUAAGGUCCUGGAAACACUCGAUGAUUCCUGGUUAAUGGAGUCCGAAGAUAUGGCCUCUGGCCAACAGGCUUCCUCUAGCAGCCAUUCUCGUAAAUCCAUUCUGCGCUGCAAUGUAAAUCCUUAUGACCUGAUCUCAAUAAAUGCCCAAAUUCCUGCCGGCUCGUCAGGGGAAUUCUAUAGCUCGGGGCCUUCCAACCAUGGUCCAGGUACCCCUCCCCCUACGGAGGGUAACAACAAGAAAUCCCUUAGAAAACAAAAGUUGCAAUUUUCACAAAAUGAGUUUAUGCCACCAAAUGAUGAUUUCAAUGUUCAAGAUGCUGCCCUGCUGGAGGAUGAACCGCCGCCUUUUAUCAGGCAAACAGCACAGACAACAACCACAUCCAAACAACAAAAACAUGAAACCUCAAGGAAGGGGGAAGAACCCCAAACCACAUCCGUAGUUAAGUCUCAAAUUACCAACAAAAAUAAAAAGGCCAAUUAUGCCAAUGUCCAGGCCAUUGCAGGACAACGUAUAAGCCUGGGUGAAACGGGACAAACCCCCAAGUCCCUGAGACAUCAGAACAGCAAUGAAGGCGUUAACCCACAAAAAUCCAAAGAAACUGAAGUAUCCUCAUCCACAUCAGCAUCACAUUCGCCAGGUUCCUCCAACAGCAAGACCAACCGGCCUGAUUCUCUGCAGGUCACUCAAAACGCCAACUCCGUACAUGGGGAACCCAAAAGACCUCCCCGGUCCAAUAAAUCUUCCCCCUCCAACAAUCCCCCAGGAGAAAUGCAAGAACUAAAAUCCAACACAGAAAUGUCAGAGGAGGAAGAACCCAUGGUUACAGUUACCGUAACGCCAACCUAUAAUAUCAAAUCGAUUUUGAAAAGACCCACAUCGAAGACCUCUGAGUGUGGUGAGAUCUCUGCAACAGACAAGUCUACGCCCUCCACACCGACCUCAGCCACAAAACCCAAAGAAAGUGGUUCCAAAUCCAGUACCCCCACCAACUCUAGGCGCAAUCAGGCAACGGAUGGCAACAUUGUGGGUAUUACCACUUCCCAAUUUUAUGUUUCCCUGCCUCAGGCCCGUAAAAAAGUUCAAUUUAUGGUCGAGGAGGAAGAGGAGGAAGAGUAUGUGGAGACCGAAACAGAAACUGAGGAUCCCAACAAUGAUAGUGAAGCUGAGGAGAAUGAAGAUCCAUCGGAAGGUAUUAAUUAUGACUACUACAAACCCAAGAGAAAUCACAAGAGAGGCGACGAAGAAAUAAGGGAGGGCGACAAUGAGGAAGACAUUUCCGAAGUCCAAAUCCAUUAUGAUGAGCAAUUUAUACAAGCCAUGCUGUUGGAGAAGUUACAGUUGGAUUCGGAAAUGGUAACAAAACAACAACAGCAGCAACAACAACAUCAUCAUUACAAUAAAACCACUCUGCACAUAAAUGAAAAUCAUGAUGGAGAAGAAGAUGGGGAAGAGUAUAAUAACGAUGACAACGAAGAAGAUGAAGAUGCCGAGGUGGGGGAGGAGGACCUUGACGAUAGUGCUGGAACAGUAGAUUAUGAUGAGUCGGCAAAUAUGGAAUUCCAACUAGAUUAUGACAAGUUAUUUGCCACCGUGGCGGCGACAGCACAACCAACACAACCCGGCAACGGGAAUGGCGAUACAAGCCAUGCAACAACGCGCCAAGCAACAGCUACAAUUGUUUCAAAUAAAGUGUCCAUAAACCAGCAGGAGCACCAGGAGCUGCCGCUGCUGCAUGACAAUUCCAACACAAUCAAGCAAUCUGUGACAGCCACAAAAGGGUCGUUUGCAACCACAACCACAACGACAGUAGAGAGUUCUUGCCAGCCAGCACCAGCAACAGCAGCUACAACAAACACCCAAGCCAACGAUAUCAAAGGGCAAGCCAGCGAUGACAGCGACAACAACGAUGAGCAGAAUAACAAUGCUGCUGAUGAGGAUGAUGAUGGUGAUGAUGGGACGAUGGAAGAUCUCCAUGCCAAGCAAGACAAAAACAGCACAGCAGUCUUAAUAGAUGGAAGUGAUAAUGACGAUUAUGGUUCGACUCCCGCUGCUCCCGGUGAUGGUGAUAAUGCCGAGGAGCCUGAAUCCAAAGGCAACAAUUUUCAAUAUGAAAUCGCUGACAAUAGGGCCAAAGUCAGUUGCAGUCCAUCAUCAUCGUCGUCAACACCAACAACUCGAAUUGGUAGUGCUGACAUUGUGGAACUACAACCCAUUACUGCAACAGCCGACACCAAUCACAAUAAUAAUGGUGGUGGUGAUGGUGAUGGUGAUGCUGAUGCUGAUGCUGAUGGUGGUGAGAAUGACGGUGACGGUGGGGAUGAUGACAGCAAUGAUGGCAAUGUUAAUGUAUUGUCGCCUUCAUCAACGACCUCCACAGCGACGAAAGCUGGAGCAAGUAAAUCAACAACUCCAGAGGCAACGAUAGUUAGCAACAACAAUGACGAUGCCCUGGACAAUGCCGAGAAUGUACUUAGGGUAGAUGCUCAGAGGAGAGCUGAUGUCAAAACCAAACAAAAAUGCAACUCCAAGAAAACGAAAAAGAAUAUGCAAACACCACUUGCAGCACCAGAAGUUACUGAUAACAGGCGAACUUCUGCCACCCAAGGCGUUCGCAUUCAAGCAGCUCAAAAAAUAGCAGCAGCAGCCGAAGAAGAAGAAGAGGAACAAACUGAUAAAUUUGGCUCUGGCAUAAAACUAACAAAAGAGACACAAUCACGAAAAGCCAUCAGACGUUCGCAAAGCGAAAGGCAACCAAACUCAAUGACAUAUCUGAACAGCAGCAGCAGCAACAACAACAGCAACGCCAAAACUGCCAAUGUCGAUGGCAACGACAAACAAACUGCCAUUAUUAAGCCAGAUAUUAGCCAAGACCUGAAGGACAUUCCAACUGAAAGGGCUGGUGUAAAUCAAAAAAUAAACGGCAACACCAACAACAAUGGCCGAGGCAAACGCUGCGAAUUGAAUUUCCAAGACACCAUGGCUUUACGCAAACGUUCCAAUCGCCUAGAUAGCCGAGAUUUAUUCACAUUGCCAGCCCUUGAAAGACCACGCGAACCUCCGCCACCACCACCUUUAACGGCUAACAACAGUAGCUCCACAAUUUCAGUACGGAAGUUAGAUGCAACACAACCUAAGGCUGCUCAUUUGGAGAAGCCACUGAAUGAAGAUGCUUCAGCGCCAGAUGCCAUGGAAAGUUUUCAACAAAAUAUUAACAGCUUUGGGAAUAAAAGACAACAACAAACAGGCAACAUGUCCUCCAACUCAACCUCAACUACCACCACCACCAUUAUAAGCACUGAGAUGCCAAAAAUCAAUGUAGAUUCCAAGGAGCAAUGGCACUUGAAAGCCAACCACAACGGCACACCCUCAUCAAGCCCAAGGAAUUCCGUGGUUUCAACAACCACUCCACUGUCGACCAAAGCCAAGCAACCACAACGUACUGUGGUCCGGGUGGCACCCUUUAACCAAAACGGCAACUCAUUUGAGGUACAUCGCCUAAAAAUCACCCACACAGAUGCCCACAUCGCCGACGUGGCUGUGGCGCCCAACUCGCCCAAAACCCCAAAUAGCCUCAUCUCAACUUCGUCACAUUACAGUGUUACCGACCUAUCGACACUCAACGAUUUUGCCGAGUAUGGACAAAAGAAAACUUCCAUACUAAUCACAGGCGAUGAUUGCUACAGUACCAUGAAUUUGAGCUGUGAUGAUGCCUCCACGCCGCUGUACCAAUCAUCGGUGGUGGUGAAUGACGAAACAUCGAACAAAGAAGUGGGUGGCAUACAAAUGUUGAAUACCUUCAACACGGUGACCAUAAAUGUAAGCAGUCCCCGUGGCAGUGAAGAUGAGCUGAUACAACAACACAAUCAGCUCAACAAUCUACUCAAGAAGCAGGGCAAAUCUUCCACCAACAACAACAACAACGCAACCACCAACACCUCCACCAGUACUCGGGCCAUAAUACCCAUACGUGGCACAGUAGACAUCAAUCUACAACGCUCAGCCUCUUCCACGUCCUCAACCUCAACCAGUUCCAUGACCAGCAGCUGUAGUUCGGCAUCCUCUUCCACUGGCUGUACCACAAAGAGGGGUAAAACUCUAAUACGUUUGGAUUAUGACAAAGAGAAAUCCACCUCCACAUCCUCGAUCAAUUCACCCUCUUCGGCUUCCAGUCACAUUGAAUCUUCACCCUCACCCGUGGAAGAGGAGGAGGCUGAUGAAGAGGGCGACACAAAAACCAAGUCAUCCCACGAAGUCACCUCAGAUUGGUUGCCGCAUGAGGCGGAACUUUUGAAAAUCCUACGGAAUCCCGUUGAGGCCGUGAAACGUAACUUGGUACCCCACAUUUGUAAGUUACGUGAGGGUGACACCCAAAAGGAUCUGAAACGUUCCAAGAAAAUGAAGGAUGGGCUCAAGGAAAUGCCGCUGGAAAUAAAAAAGAGCACUCCACCCACUACACCACGAUCUCCAACCACAACCUCUGGUGGCUUUGAUGCCAAUUCCUUUAUCGGCAAACUUCUGGAAGAUCCCAUGCUUAAUCAGGUGGCUGAGGGCCUGGAAAUGGACAUAGUUUGUGAGCUAAUCGAAAACUCCCUAAAACGUCUCCAGGAGUCACGCACUACCUUGGAUAUGAGCGGUACCAAAGAUAACGAUGACAUGAAUCGCCUCAUAGACCUGUCGCUCAAGCGCAUACGCGAAGAAAGGCAGCAGGCGAAAAAUGCCACUGUCAGUCCAUCGGCCAAUGGCAAUCUACUCAGUGUCCCCAUGGUAACCAAAGAUGAGGAGCGCCUCUCGAAUCGUGGCAGCAUCAGCUCGGCCAAUAGUUUUGCCUCGGCCCAUAAUUAUGAACUAUUUGAUUUUGAGGCCAACGAAUCGGAUUGCUAUCAGAGCUGUUCAAGUGAAAUAAAUUCCAUGUUGGAUGAUGAUAUUGGUUCGCCCGAAACCAAAUCCAAGUUCUAUCAAAUGCUUGUCGAUGCCACGCUCCAGGAAAUCGAACUGUCCACAAACACAGAAGAUCUUAUAACCGAUGAACAUCAAUACGAAUCAAUACGUCACAAUUGUGAUCCCAUCUAUGAGGAAAUUUCCGAUGUUCCACCACCGCUGCCAUUGACGGCUCCACCACUCAAUGAUCCCGAAUUGGAAAAGAAAACAGCACGUUCCAUCUUUGAGGGGGCCUCAAAGUAUGAUAUACUCUCAUAUUUGGUUGAUGCCAAAGAACGCGGUGUGGUGAAGGAAGAAGUUUUCGAUUUUCCCCUCAACUGUUCCAAUCCCAUAAUUAUUGAAGAGGAAUCUUCAGACACACUCAGCGAUUUGGGAAAACUAAGCAAACUCAAACGUUUGGACACCAUCAGCUCUCGCUCUUCGGUUUUAAGUGAUUCCUCCGAGGAUAACCAAAGUAAUCUGAGUUCGCUUUCUCCACCCACAAAUGGCGGCAAUAACUUUAGCCUUUUGAGGCACAAACACACCUCCUCCUCGUCUGCGAGUGACAUCGAACGCAAUGACUCCGGUGUGGGCUCGGAAACAAGUAAAACUUCAAGGAGUAAAUUUCUGAAUCCCUCCCACAAUUCAUCCAUUACCUCAUCGUUUUCAUCGACCACAUCCUCGACACAUUCGCCGCAACAACGCAGCAGUCCCCUGCAUCUAUGCGAAGACUGUGAUGGUCCCGUGGAAACCCAGCUGGGUGAGGAUGGCAUAAUUUUUGCACCACUCGUCUGUCGCAAGUGUGGCAAGAAACGGGUCGAGCGCAAAGAAAUUCUAACGGAAAUUGUCGAAACUGAAGAAAAAUAUGGCCGCGAUCUGCAAAUAAUCUUGGAAGAGUUCUGCCACCCAAUGCUGGUGGCCGGUCUACUCACCCAGGAGCAACUCUCUGCAAUCUUCCUAAAUACCGAAGAACUGCUUGAGAACAAUCAAGCUCUGGCCGAGCGGAUGCGUGAUGCCCUCGACAUAGCCCUGGAACAGGGUGACGAUGAUCUGCUUACGGUGAAUAUUGGUAAAAUAUUCCUGGAAUCUACGCAAAUGUUGCAUGCAUUCGAAAGUUAUUGUGUACGCCAGGCAGGGGCUAGUCUGCUACUGGCCAAUUUGGAGAAGGACAAGGAGCUGUUGAGAAUCUUCCUGAAGGUCUCACAAAUGGAAAAUGCCGUGCUGAGGCGGAUGAAUUUGAAUUCAUUUUUGAUGGUCCCCGUCCAACGUGUCACUAAAUAUCCCCUGCUCUUGGCCAGACUCUACAAGGUAACGCCCACCCAUUUGGAGGGCCGUGAACUACUCAAACAGGCUCAGGAAAAAAUCGAAUUACAUUUGAAUCACAUUAAUCAAGAGGCCAAAGAUGUUCCCACCAAGCUAUGGCGUCGCAUCUCCUCCUCCAGCCCGAAUCGCAGGGCCUCGUGUGAGAUUGAUAUGAUUAAUAUAAAAUUACGAAAAAUGGCCAUCGAUGUGCUGGAAUGGAAUCAUGACGAGGUGCGUUUUGUCAUGGAGGGUAAACUGUUGUAUACCCAACCGACCGACAGUAAUUGGAAGAAAGCCCGCACCAUUAAGCUGACAUCGGCCAAUGCAAUGUUGGUGACCAAUGGCAAGCCAAGUACCAAUUACAAGGCAGAAAAAGUCAUGUCAGAUAAACUGAAUUUUAACAAGCACACCGGAAUACGAGAAGCCGCAUUGUUGUUGGUCAAAGAGAAGUGUGGACGUUAUGCAUUGAUACGUGAGCCAUUGUAUUUGGAUCGAUGUGUGGUAUGCAGUGAGGCUGAUUGGGAUGAAUAUUUUGAGAUACAGGAGAUCUCAUCGAAGGAUACGUUCAUAUUUAAAGCCGAGGAUAAUGUCCGCACCAAACAAUGGUACACACAGCUGCAGUAUCACGCCCAGGGUAUGGGCGCCUGGCGCAAAAGACGCAACGCCUUGGCCAAUAUUAUGAUUAAUGGCAUGUUGACGCGUAGCUAAGUCCGAACGGGAUGGUGUUUAUGUGGAGCUACCUACCACCUAUGUGUGGGCAACCAGAGAGCGAAAAGGCAUAGCAACGGCAAUGCAAACGAAUGAAAAACGAUUAAAAUUCCAAUUGGAAUGCAAACAUAAAUUUGAAUUCAAUUCAAUACGCAAUCAAAACGACUUAGGCUAAUACGAAUGUGACCUAAUUAUGGUCGUUUACAUUAGAAAAUGAAAGCACCGAAAUGCAAAGCAACAACAACUGCAGCAGAAGCAUCAUCAACAGUUAGCUUUUAAUUACACUCUUUACCGGGUUGUUGUAUAAUUUGUAAAUCUUUGUAAAAUUUAUGAGAAGAAUUUCCGUUCCAUUCUCAAAAAACAAUAAUUUAACAACAAACGAAAUGUUAUUUAAAAUUUAAAUUUGUUAGCUUGGAUUAACACUUGAUAUUUGUUUCCGUUCAAACUUAAACAACAAAAAAAUGUGAAAAAAAACAAACAUUAAAAACUUUAUAAAUAAUAACCUAAAUACAUAUUUAUACAUAUCUAUCUAUCUGUCUAUUAUCAACAAAAAUAUAUAAGCCUCUAUUAUUAUCUGCAUAAAACUAUAAAUAAAUUCAUUUCAAAGUAUAUUCGGUUUAUAAUUUUGGUAGGAAUAAAAAAUUUAAACAUAUAUUUCACUUAAUAUGGAUGAGUGUAGAUACAUACAUACAUGCACGUUCGGGCACACACAUACACAAGCGCCUGUGUGUGUUGGUAUUUGUAAUUUGUAUUUUAUUGUUAUUAGGAUUUAUAUUAUUCGACGCAUUUAUUGCGAACAUUUUUUUUUAUUAAUUCGUAAAAUAAUUAUUAGCUGAUACACCGACAUGUGGUUUAUAAAACUCUUUGUUUACUUCGAGUAUAUUUUUGUUUAUAUUUUAUUACAACUACUACUACUACUACAAACAACAACAAACAUACUAUCUAUAUACAUACCUACACAUAUUAUUGGAAUAUUUUGUAAUUAUAAUUUCAAAACAAAUUAAACAAUAAAUAAAGUUAUUAAAAAUAUA
This is a messenger RNA of Musca domestica (house fly), 10452 nucleotides long. RefSeq names its product serine-rich adhesin for platelets (gene RhoGEF64C). Gene Ontology annotation, biological process: positive regulation of Rho protein signal transduction. The transcript is spliced from 9 exons. NCBI's taxonomy places the organism in Eukaryota, Metazoa, Arthropoda, Insecta, Diptera, Muscidae. Gene Ontology annotation, molecular function: guanyl-nucleotide exchange factor activity. Bases 1505 to 9421 code for a protein of 2638 amino acids. The record is from RefSeq and is a predicted model, not a curated record.